This is a messenger RNA of Rana temporaria (common frog), 2486 nucleotides long. Its product is annotated as carcinoembryonic antigen-related cell adhesion molecule 5-like. Bases 26 to 2380 code for a protein of 784 amino acids. The record is from RefSeq and is a predicted model, not a curated record. The transcript has 8 exons. Lineage: Eukaryota; Metazoa; Chordata; Amphibia; Anura; Ranidae.
UGUGUUGGUGGAUGUGUCCAGUGGAAUGAUGAGUAUUCAGCUGAACCCUCAGAAUCCGGUCAUCGGGGGAUCUGUCACUCUGAAUGUUACUGGGAUUACUGAUGGAAUUCGCUCUUUCUCCUGGUAUAAAGGACCAACUUCAUCUUCUCAGCUUCAAAUUUUUACCUAUAUUCCUGGUGAAAGCAGCCCCCUAGUUCGUGGUCCCAGUUACAAUAUUCGCAUCACUGCUUUUCCCAAUGGAUCAUUGCAGAUCUCUGACCUUCAGACCACAGACCGGGGGAAUUACAUAGUGAAGGUACAGACACAAAAAGCUCUGGAAAGCAAUCUAGUCCUGGUUAUCUAUGAUCCCGUUUCAAAGCCUGUGAUCACAGUAUCUGACCCUGAGCCACAGGAAGAUGACACAAUCACCCUAACAUGCGCUUCUUCUAACACUGCAAGGAUAAUAUGGAGUAAAGGUGGUGGCCCUCUGCCCUCUGGGGCUGUACUGUCAUCAAAUAAUAAGACCGUUACCUUCUCCAAGACCAAUCGUUCAGACUCGGGGGAAUAUCGGUGCACAGCUGAGAACAUCGCCAGUACAAAGACCAGCGAUUCCUACACAUUGGCCAUAGCUUAUGGUCCAGAAAAUGUGAACAUCAAAGGCUCCUCCGAGGUGACCAUUGGCUCUGUCGUGUCACUGGUAUGUGUCGCAGAAUCUUUUCCCAUUCCCAUUUACAGCUGGCAAUUAAAUGGAAGGAACCUCACACUCCAUCACAAUUACACACUCCUCAUUGAGCAGAUCACUUCAAUGAAUGAAGGAAAUUACACAUGUGAAGUGAAGAACUUGGCAACAAAGCGGUCUGCCAGUGCCUCUAUGUUUAUCACUGUGACAGUUCUCCUCGGUGUGUUGGUGGAUGUGUCCAGUGGAAUGAUGAGUAUUCAGCUGAUCCCUCAGAAUCCGGUCAUCGGGGGAUCUGUCACUCUGAAUGUAACUGGGAUUACUGAUGGAAUUCGCUCUUUCUCCUGGUAUAAAGGACCAACUUCAUCUUCUCAGCUUCAAAUUUUUACCUAUAUUCCUGGUGACAGCAGCCCCCUAGUUCGUGGUCCCAGUUACAAUAUUCGCAUCACUGCUUUUCCCAAUGGAUCAUUGCAGAUCUCUGACCUUCAGACCACAGACCGGGGGAAUUACAUAGUGAAGGUACAGACACAAAAAGCUCUGGAAAGCAAUCUAGUCCUGGUUAUCUAUGAUCCCGUUUCAAAGCCUGUGAUCACAGUAUCUGACCCUGAGCCACAGGAAGAUGACACAAUCACCCUAACAUGCGCUUCUUCUAACACUGCAAGGAUAAUAUGGAGUAAAGGUGGUGGCCCUCUGCCCUCUGGGGCUGUACUGUCAUCAAAUAAUAAGACCGUUACCUUCUCCAAGACCAAUCGUUCAGACUCGGGGGAAUAUCGGUGCACAGCUGAGAACAUCGCCAGUACAAAGAUCAGCGAUUCCUACACAUUGGCCAUAGCUUAUGGUCCAGAAAAUGUGAACAUCAAAGGCUCCUCCGAGGUGACCAUUGGCUCUGUCGUGUCAUUGGUAUGUGUCGCAGAAUCUUUUCCCAUUCCCAUUUACAGCUGGCAAUUAAAUGGAAGGAACCUCACACUCCAUCACAAUUACACACUCCUCAUUGAGCAGAUCACUUCAAUGAAUGAAGGAAAUUACACAUGUGAAGUGAAGAACUUGGCAACAAAGCGGUCUGCCAGUGCCUCUAUGUUUAUCACUGUGACAGUUCUCCUCGGUGUGUUGGUGGAUGUGUCCAGUGGAAUGAUGAGUAUUCAGCUGAUCCCUCAGAAUCCGGUCAUCGGGGGAUCUGUCACUCUGAAUGUUACUGGGAUUACUGAUGGAAUUCGCUCUUUCUCCUGGUAUAAAGGACCAACUUCAUCUUCUCAGCUUCAAAUUUUUACCUAUAUUCCUGGUGACAGCAGCCCCCUAGUUCGUGGUCCCAGUUACAAUAUUCGCAUCACUGCUUUUCCCAAUGGAUCAUUGCAGAUCUCUGACCUUCAGACCACAGACCGGGGGAAUUACAUAGUGAAGGUACAGACACAAAAAGCUCUGGAAAGCAAUCUAGUCCUGGUUAUCUAUGAUCCCGUUUCAAAGCCUGUGAUCACAGUAUCUGACUCUGAGCCACAGGAAGAUGACACAAUCACCCUAACAUGCGCUUCUUCUAACACGGCAAGGAUAAUAUGGAGUAAAGGUGGUGGCCCUCUGCCCUCUGGGGCUGUACUGUCAUCAAAUAAUAAGACCGUUACCUUCUCCAAGACCAAUCGUUCAGACUCGGGGGAAUAUCGGUGCACAGCUGAGAACAUCGCCAGUACAAAGAUCAGCGAUUCCUACACAUUGGCCAUAGCUUGUGAGUACUAAGAAUUUGUAAUUCAGUACAUUCUCAGAUGAUCACGGUUGAGUAUUUUAAGUGUAAUUAUACAUAAACUGUAAAGCCCUGUACACAUGAUCGGACCUUUGUCCGACC